This is a messenger RNA of Colletotrichum orchidophilum, 1908 nucleotides long. RefSeq lists its product as uncharacterized. The record is from RefSeq and is a predicted model, not a curated record. The transcript has 4 exons. Bases 1 to 1908 code for a protein of 635 amino acids. Gene Ontology annotation, molecular function: DNA-binding transcription factor activity, RNA polymerase II-specific; zinc ion binding. Gene Ontology annotation, biological process: regulation of DNA-templated transcription. NCBI's taxonomy places the organism in Eukaryota, Fungi, Ascomycota, Sordariomycetes, Glomerellales, Glomerellaceae.
AUGAUCGCGCGGAAGCAGAACAAGAGCUGCGAUGAGUGUCGUCGCUCGCGUAUCGGCUGCGAUGCCCGUCUCAAGUCCGGCCUGCCAUGUUCGAACUGCGAGCGCCGAGGGAAGGCUUGCAGCACUGACUGGCUCAUCAGGCGCAGGGAGCUUCGUGGGAGGGCCCGCAGCCAGAAAGCAUCACCUGCGCAAGACGACAGUCCCGUUUUGCCAAGCCGCGUUUCUACGACUCCAUGUCAGACCGAACAUCGAGAGCAAGCUCUGCGUCUCCACCAUGCCCUUUGGGACAUCUUCACAUCCCUUUUCGAGCCACGACUCGGGUUGUGGAUCGGUAACGAGUGCAACCCUUUCAAGCGCUUGACCACGACACUCGUUUCGCGUUUGAUGGUGACCCUAGAUGCUGCUAGAAGUUCACUCAAUGCUGACAGCUCAACUGUCGACACCUUGCGUUUGCCCAUCGAUACUUCUGCCCGCGAGGAUGAUACAGGUGCAACAGAGGCAUGCAUCAAUCAAGCCCUGAUGAGUGCUGUCCAUGCCUUCUCCGCUCGCUGGCUGCCCAUGAGCUUGUUUGAGGACGCAGGUCAGCGCAGUGAAGUAGGACGGCGGCGACUCAUGCAGGCACUAUGGAAUCAAGCGCAUCGUGACGCUCUGCUGAUUCUGACCUUGCCGAGCUAUCGAUCUAUUCUGGCCCUCUACCUAUUUGCCAUCACUCCGUCACUUGGCCCUGCAGACAGCCAGAUGGUCAGCCAACUUUGCUACGAGACCUCUUUACGACACUAUCUCCACCUUAGAAUCAAGACGCGAAUCUCCACCAUCCUACCAGGUACGGAACGUGAGGAGUUUGGCCAUCUCGAAGACAGUGCCUACUGGUUUGGUCUCGUCUGUGAUAUUUCGAGGAGCCUGUUGAGAUGUCAACCGCCGGUGCUCAUCUGCGGCCCCAGCUCACAAGCACGCGUGUGGGCCCUGGUCUCUCAUCAAGUCGACGACUUUGCAGCAUAUACCACCGGCAAUGGCCCGACAACGGACCUAUUAAGCGACGCCAUGGUGUUAAAGAUUCUACAGCUAGGAAGCUCAUGCAAGACUAUGUGCUGGGCAUCUGUCACUGAUGUACAGGACUCGUUGUUUUACAACCGUACCAGCCUGACUCCACAAGCAGCCCUCAAGUUCUGCUUUAGCAAGCUGAGGCAAUUCGAGACUGUCUUUGGCCCACACAUGGAACGCAUUGCUCGGGAUUUCAUUCUGCUCAAUGAGAAGAGUCAGCUUGGUUACAGAUUGGCAGAUACGUUGGUUGACGAAGGAGUUGCAAUAGCCGACUACAGGCUGGGAUCUGUCCGCGCAAUUGUCAAUACGAUCAAUCUCGUUCAACAGUUCGAUAACCUCAACCCGCACCAAACCAGCUUGCUUCUGCGGGACCCUUAUCCAGAGCAUGCCAGCAACGCCAUGGCUCGAGCAGCAAAGUCGGUUGUGAGCCUGACAAGAACCGAAGCCAUAACAAUGGCCGCCGCAUCUGUCUUGGCAGGUUCAAUCAUGCAAGCGCUACAGGUUGUGGCUCAUAUCUCUUUCAGCGCGUCACAGGCUCUCACAGAUCUGCCUAUACUUCUCCGAGAAAACAAUAUAGCACUGCCCAUCAGCAUUACUGGUGGCAAUAAUUCAGCUGCGGCUGCGGCUGCGAAUGCGACGAUGUCAUUGGACUCGGCAGUCACCCCAGAAAUGUUGGAGAAUGAAACGCUGAGAGAGCUCGGGCAGCAAGCUGCAUCAGACCCCGGUCUUGUGCUGAAGACAAUCGAACGCCAUGAAACAGAAGCUCCGGGGUCGACACCGGACUUUGGUCUUGACUAUCUACAGUUUAUUGAUUUUUCUGCCGUUGCAGAAGUUUGGGAUUUCGAUGAUGUAUUUUCUGGCAGCUGA